Mercenaria mercenaria is the source of this 5916-nucleotide messenger RNA. RefSeq lists its product as uncharacterized. Gene Ontology annotation, cellular component: membrane. The coding region runs from base 4595 to 5341 and encodes 248 amino acids. The transcript has 4 exons. Gene Ontology annotation, biological process: tissue regeneration; cell adhesion. The record is from RefSeq and is a predicted model, not a curated record. NCBI's taxonomy places the organism in Eukaryota, Metazoa, Mollusca, Bivalvia, Venerida, Veneridae.
GGAUGUGCAGGCUGAUCUUGGUCUGCACUGGUCGCAAAGACAAAACCAAUUGCCGCCAGCAGGCUAAGGGUUAAUGAAAAACUGCAUUGUCCUUACCUCAUAGUUCUUAAGAAACCAUAUUAGUGGCAGAUGCAAUGGUCUUUUGAUUAUAGUGUUGGCAGCUCAUCUGGAGGUCAUAUGUUCAGGCAUUUCUGGGGUCAUUGCAGCACUUUCUCAUGACACCUUUAUUAGUUAUAUCCCUAUGAAAAACAUUUGAGAUGGAGGGCUGUCAUUAGUAACUGGUUUGUUAGUGACACUCUGUAGAAAUAUCUAUGGUCAUUCUGAUAAAUUUGAGGCAAGGCGUUAUUCAGAUUCCGAUAUUUAUAAUUCUGACCCCACAUUUUUAGCUCGACUUUUCAUAGAAAAAGUAGAGCUAUUGCACUCGCCCCAGCAUUGGUGUCGUCGUUGGUUAAAGUUUUUGAUAAAGUCAAAUAUCUCUGUUUCUUUCAAAGCUAUUGACUUGAAACUUAAAGUAGUUAUUUGCUAUCAAAGUCUACACCAGGAGAAACAAUCCCCAUAACUCUGAUUCAAAUUUUGACUCAGUUAUGCCCCUUUUUUAAAUUAGAUUUUUUUUGGUUAAAGACUAAAGUUUUUGAUAAAGUCAAAUAUCUCUGUUACUAUCAAAGCUUUUGACUUGAAACUUAAAAUAGUUAUUCAAAGUCUACACCAGGAGAAACAAUCCACAUAACUCUGAUUGAAUUUUGACAGAGUUAUGCCCCUUUUAAACUUAGAUUCUUUAGCUCACCUGAGCCAAAGGCUUAGGGUGAGCUAUUGUGAUCACUCACCGUCCGUCGGGCAUCCUUCCAUACUUCCCUUUAAACAACAUUUCCUCUUAAACCACAAGGCCAAUUUUGAUGAAACUUCACAGGGAUGUUCCUUGGAUGGUCUUCUUUAAAAAUUGUUCAAAGAAUUGAAUUCCAUACAGAACUCUGGUUGCCAUGGCAACCAAAAGUAAAAACUUAAAAAAUCUUCUUGUCUAAAACCACAGGGCCUAGGGCUUUGAUAUGGUGUGUAGCAUCAUAUAGUGGUCUUCUACCAAUAAUGUUCAAAUUAUCCCCCUAGGGUCAAAUAUGAGUUUAUAUAGACUUAUAUAGGGAAAAACUUUGAAAUCUUCUUGUCCAAAACCACAGGGCCUAGGGCUUUGAUAUUUGGUGUGUAGCAUCAUAUAGUGGUCUUCUACCAAUAGUGUUCAAAUUAUCCCCCUAGGGUCAAAUAUGAGUUUAUAUAGACUUAUAUAGGGAAAAACUUUGAAAUCUUCUUGUCCAAAACCACAGGGCCUAGGGCUUUGAUAUUUGGUAAGUAGCAUCAUCUAAUGGUCCUCUACUAAGAAUGGGCACUGCCCCAGGGGUCACAUGGUUUAUAUAGACUUACAUAGGAAAAAACCUGAAAAUCUUCUUGUCCAAAACCACAGUGCCUAAGGGUUUUGAUAUUUUGCAUGUAGCAUCAUCUAAUGGUCCUCUACCAAGGUUGUUCAAAUUAUCUCCCUAGGGUCAAAAAUGGCCCCACCCUUGGGGUCACACUUUGAAAAUCUUCAUGCACAAAAACACAUAGCCUAGGGCUUUAAUAUUUGGUAUGUUGCAUUGUAUAGUAGUCCUUCACCAAGAUUGUUCAAAUUAUUCCCCUGGCCCCACCCAGGAGUGUGUGUGUGUGUGUGUGGGGGGGGGUCAUGGUUUAAAUAAACUUGUACAGGGAAAAACCUUUUAAAAAAAUUCUUGUCUUAAACCAUAAGGUCCAGAGCUUAGAUAUUUAGUAUGUGGCAUGCUGUAGUGGUUCUCUUACAAGAUUGUUCAAAUCAUGACCCUGGGGUUAAUAUAAGCCACGCCCGGGUGGUCCCUUGUUUUACAUAGACUUAUUUGUUGUUUUGAAGCAGUGGCAAAGAAAGUUGCACCACAAGUAUGAUGUUUGAUACAGAUUUCAAUAUUCAUUUUGAAUUGUCUUAAUCAAGACCUACUGACCUACUUUCUUGUUUUUGAAGCUACAGCAAAGAAAUUUGAACCAACUGUAAUUUUUCAUAUAGAUUUCAGUAGUUUAUAUCAUUAUCUUUACUGUGACCUACUCGCCUACUUUUUUGUUUUUGAAGCUUUAGCAAAGAAAUUUGUUCAAGCAAGCAACUAAACUCGGGUGAGCCAUAUAGGGCUGUCAUGGCCCUCUUGUUUGGUUAAAGUUUUUGGUAAAGUCAAAUAUCUCUAUUACUAUCAAAGCUUUUGACUUUAAAAUUAAAAUAUUUACUUUCAAAGUCUUCACCAGGAGAAAAAAAUCCACAUAACUCUGAUUGAAUUUUGACAGAGUUAUGCCCUUUUUAACUUAGAAUGUUUUGGUUAAAGUUUUUGAUAAAGUCAAAUAUCUCUGUUACAAUCAAAACUUUUUUGACAGAGUUAUGACCCUUUUUAACUUAGAGUUUUUGAUAAACUUAAAAGUUAAAUAUCUCUGUUACUAUCAAAGCUUUUGACCUAAAACUUAAAGUAGUUAUUUACUAUCAAAGUCUUCACCAGGAGAAACAAUCCCCAUAACUCAGAUUGAAUUUUGACAGAGUUAUGCCCCUUUUUAACUUAGGAUUUUUUGGUUCAAGUUUUAUAAAGUUUUUACUGGCAAAGCUCUAAUUCAGAAAAAAAAAUCAGACAGCUCUUGUUCUGUGGCAGAUCACUAACAAACCCAAUAACUGAUUCAUUCUAACAACCACUUUUUUCAGUCACCAUGUUUAAACCAAUAAAAUUCUAGAAUAUUGUUGGAGGUAAAACAAAUUUGAACCAUUGUCCCAUCCAUCCGUUCCCAUCCAUCCAUCCAGAAACAUUAAGGACAAUAAUUUUGACACCACUGAAGAGAAUUUAACAAUUGUAUAAUGAUAGAUAACUGUGAGAGAUGAACUGUCAUGAUACACGUCGUCUAUUUUUAACAUUUUGUACAGUUAGCACUCCAGAGAUCAUAGUUAAUGAAACUUGGCCAGAAUGUUUACCCCAAUAAAAUACUGAAUGACUUUGAAAGUAAGCCGUCUGCGGUCAAAAGCAAGGUCACUAUAGGUUAAAUUAUAGAAAUACCAUGUUAAAUCUCCAGAGGUCACAUUUUCUUCUAGAUCUAUAUGAAGCCUGGUCAGAUCGUUUUGCUUUUUAAAUCCAGUCAGAUUGUUUACCAUUUUAAAAUACAGGGCAAGUUUGAAACUAGGUUGUCUGGGAUCAAGAACUAGGUCAUUAGGUCUAGUCAUAGAAAAGCAUUGUUAAUACUCUAGAGGCCAUAUUUUCUGUCUUGUUGAUGAAACCUAGUCAGAAUAUUUGCGUUUAUGAAGUCUAUGUCAUAUUCAAAACUGGGUCAUUAAGAUAAAAAGCUAGGUUAUAAGGUCAAGUCAUAAAAUGUAUUGUUGGUAUUUAUUGAGGUUGUACUCUCUACCCAGGUCAUAUUUUUGCUCCAAUCGUGAUGAAACUUGGUCAGAAUGUUUAUCUCCUUGAAAACUCAGAUGAGUUUGAAACUGGGUCAUGUGGUUCCAAAAACUGGGUCACUAGGUCAAACAUGUUUAUGUUGUGUUACUCUGGUGAGCGACCUAGGGCCAUCAUGGCCCUCUUGUUAUAAUUUCAAGUCGGACAAAAAAAAACUUUCUGAUCAUGUACACUUAAUAAAAGAGGUUGAAAUUAGAACAGAAAGUAAGUUUGAGAAGUAAGCUGACUGGAUGUUUAAGGCAAGUGUCUGCUUGAUAGAGGUGACCGCUCAGGCAGGUAAAACUGUACAUCUAGUUUUCAAUGUCAAACCUUCCUUUAGUGAUGUAUACUUGGUUACAGUUAUUAUCUGAAUAUCAGAAAAUAUCUUAAUUACGCGGUUAUCAUUAAAGUUAAUCUUUAUGUCACUUGAAACUUAGUCUGUUGAUAACCUAUGAACUGCGGGGACAUCACUGAAGUUUUUUUUGUUUUGUUUUUUAAUUUCGAAGUGAAGAUAUUCAUGCAACAUACGGCACCUCUCUCGGAAUGCUCAGAUGUCUACCAUCUGAUAAUCGAUAUAUUCGUCUGUCUUUACUUUCUUUUUGUCACGGCUAAAAGUACAUACGAUAAAUUGUCCAGACCCAGAAGUCUAGAUUCAGUUAGGCCAGAAACAUAAAUUCAAUUUGUAACAAUCCUCAAAACACUUCCGUCUAAAUCCUUACCGCCCCAUCCUAACCAGGGCACACGUGUAUUGCUUACUUAUUGUUUAUUAGGCACGAGAAAAACUAAGGACAGCUCUCCUGUUAUUUGAACACGCUACUUUAGACUCCAUGCACAAGAAUAUAUCCUGGUUCAGUAUCUUUUUCAGGUUUAGCUGUAUGUGCAAAACUUGAGCUUGAGUUUUUUUUUCUUUUCUUUUUUGUUUGUUUGUUUGUUUAAUUGACUGUUUGGUUCAUUCGUGUAAGAGUAUUCUAAUAACAACAACAGCAAUAACAUCGUCUUAGCACUUCUCUUUGCUUAAUUAACAGAGAAAAACAACAUAAAUUUAACUUGGCCUUUUUGGCAAGACAUGCUAUUUUAUCAGUUUUGGAAAACCAAUGUUUGCAUAUCAUACACGGUCUAAAAUGUUUUAACGACGAAUCCAAGCAAACAUGUCGGACAAGUCUGAAAACCGGGAAGAGGUAAAUUUAGAAGAUCGAAGUGAAGAUGCCAAAACAGAGCCCAGCGAUUAUCACCAGCUCAAAGGCAUUGCUACCGUUGGUCUCAAUGUUGCUCUCUUUGGCAAUACUGUUGCAGACAUGAAGAACAUUUACGAUACAAAAGACACAAAUGGUUCCACAGAUGUUUAUGUUGUUCUCUGGUUGCUGAGGUUGUCUUUUUGUUUCCAAGUUUUUGUGGCAUUGAUCGCAAUUCUUAUGUAUGUGAUGGGUAGGAAGGACGACAAAUGCCAACAGAAAUCGGACAAGUACAAACGUCUGUCAAUUUAUAACUGCGACGAAGACGAACCAGAACAAAAUCACCGCUUUCACAGACCAGUGUGUUGUGGAUUGUCUCUGUACAAGAUGUUGUAUUUGACGAGCUUAAUUUGCAUACUGAUCAUCACAUUCCUCCAAAUCAUCGCUAGUAUCUGGAGUGCAGGUUUAGGAAUCGAACUUAAGUCGGCAAAUGAAGAGGUUGAUCAGUAUACUAGUGAUUCUCACACGACAAUGAACCCAAACUUCACAACCACAAUGGAAACCACAACACCAGCUUAUCAUUCUACAACUGUUUUGACAAGUAAAGGAACCACGACAUCUUCGUAUCAUUACCAGCGAUCUUGUGGCCCAAAUAGAGCAUGUGAAUUCCGGCGGUUGUGUGGCACAAACGAAAGGGUGUACGUUUAUCAUUACACAAAUUAAAAGAAAAUUAGACAGUCGACUUCAAAGAUAUCCAAUGGUCAUCUUUUAUAUUUGAUAUUUACUUCCGAUGUAUAAAAUCCUCAUCAAAUGUAUUUAACUUUACUAAAUAUAUGAAUUAAGUUUGCAUAUAGAACUACAUUCAUAAUCAAAUGUCAUGCAAGUAAUAACAGCCAGUUUUUUUUUAUUUCUAUGCAUGUAAACAAAUAUAAUGCAUAGUACUGUUAAUACAUAAAAGCUUGUUAAUUUAUGUUUACAUAAACGUUCAAGAUCUGGAUCUAAUAUACCUAAAAAUAUGAUUUGUAUUCAUGUUAACAAUCAACUACAGUUACAAAUACUUCAAAAUAAAAAAGUACUUAUAACUUUAACAUACUAUUUUUAUAUAAACUGCUAUGAACUUUUUCUAUAUGCAUUGUGGCAAUAAACUUUUGAAAUGAAUUGAAUAUCUAAUUCCACUUAGUUGCUCCGGAUAUUUGCAUACAAAGUGGAAGUUUUAUACUGCUUGUCAAGUAUACACUUCCAAAAACUAAGACCUGCAUACCUGUUCAUGUACAUGGGCAUACUUUUUCAUUGCAUUA